Molecule: messenger RNA, 5697 nt
Organism: Periophthalmus magnuspinnatus
Lineage: Eukaryota; Metazoa; Chordata; Actinopteri; Gobiiformes; Gobiidae
Product: EEIG family member 2-like
Exons: 11
Coding region: 101-1231 (376 amino acids)
Source: RefSeq, a predicted model, not a curated record
UCUUCUCCACCACCAGUGUCUCCUCUGCCUCUGCCCGACACAGCCGUCCCCGUGAUGUCCCUCCUGUGCUCGGCGUCCCCUCUCCACAUCUGAGCGGUGCAUGGAUCUAAUGAUGAUGAAGAAGAAGAAAUUCAAAUUCAAGGUGGACUUUGAGCUGGAUGAACUGUCUUCUGUGCCCUUUGUCAAUGGAGUGCUCUUUUGCAAAGUCCGACUGCUGGACGGCGGAUUCUCAGAGGAGUCAACUCGGGAGCAGGUGCAGGCCAACUGUGUGCGCUGGAGGAAGAUGUUUUCUUUCCCCUGUAAAAUGAGCGCUAACGCAGGGACCGGAGUGCUGGACCCCUGUGUGUGCAGAGUAUCUGUGAGAAAGGAGCUGAAAGGAGGGAAGGCCUACGCAAAGCUCGGUUUUGCAGAUCUGAACUUGGCAGAAUUCGCCGGCUCUGGAAACACGACUCGCAGGUGUCUCCUGGAAGGUUACGACACUAAAAACACAAGACAGGACAACUCCAUUCUGAAGGUGAUUAUCAGCACACAGCUCAUGUCGGGAGAUCCUUGUUUUAAAACGCCCCCGUCCACAGCCACAGUGGUGGGUCUGCAGAGCGAUGGGGAGGGUCUGCUCGAGGAAAGAAAAGGUGGAGACUCCCAGAAAUCCUCAGAAAAUCGAGAGGGGAAGUGUCCGGUUGUUUCUGAUGAUCUGGGAGGGUGUGGUCACUCUCGGACGUCCAGCUACGCCAGCCAGCAGUCCAAAGUCUCAGGCUACAGUACGGGCCACUCGCGCUCCUCCAGUAUGACGGAGUUCAGCCAUCGCAGAAACCACUCCAUCGGCAGCACAUCGACUGGGAUCGGCAGCAUUCCGGAGCCGAGCGAGGAGCGGGAAAACCGGACGUGCCCAGUUUUACCAGAGCACCCGAACACAUCGCCGCCCAACAGCACCGCUAGCUCCUCCCCUGUCCGGAGCGCGUCGUCAUGUGAACGCCUCAACAGACACCCCGUGAAGCAGGACUCGAUGGAGUCUCAGUUGAAGCGAAUGGACGACACUCGAGUGGACGCUGAUGAUGUGGUCGAGAAGAUCCUCCAGAGUCAAGACUUCACCCCAAGUUUACUCGACUCCAGCGCAGAGGAGGAGGGUCUGCGCUUGUUCGUGGGCCCAGGAGGAAGCACCGCUCUGGGCAGUCAUCACCUCCCCACCAGAGUUGGAGCCGGGGCGUAUGAACAAGUCGUCAUGAAGCGUUAAAAUCAGACCAGACGAACUCGGAGGAGCUCACAUGUCUCUGCAGCACUGGGUCUCAAGUCUGUGAACCGCCAAACAACGCCCCCUGGUGUUUAAACCUGCGUCAUUACACUGCAGGAGGCUUGAACAUGGAGGUUUAUCAUCUCAAAAAUAGACCUGUGAAAUGAAGUAAAGAAAAGAAUCUACUAACAGAAACGGUCAGAAAAUACAAUUACGAAGGAUUUUGUGACUGACUGGACCAAGCUAAACUAAAAGACUUGAUUUCAAUACAUUCCUCUGUCACUCUACAGCAGUGACUGGUAUAAAGCUGUUGUUGCUAAAAGCUGCUGUUGCUGCUAAACUGUGGUCCCUGCACUUUCGUUGAAGGACAAUUUAUUACAUUGAUUUGAUAUAAUUUUUUUAUUUAGAUAUUAUUUGUGUUUUUUAGACUUAUUUUCGUGUUCGAAAUUCAUUUUAGUCAUAAUUUACCAGGGCAAUGAACCAGACUGGAGUUCACGCAGGCAAAGAGGUUUUCCUCUCAAUUUUAAAGGUGUAGUACGUAACUUUUCUACCGGAGGGUUCGCUACGUCCUUGUCUCCAUGGAGAUGUUAUUGCUUCACCUGGAAUGCCCCACACUAUGGCAUUAAACAUAUCCAUCUCCACAUUAAGCUGUUUUGUAAGGCAAUAAAAUCACCUGUAAGUGAUUAAAUGCAAGAUGGAGACGUUUAAUGCCAUACUGUGGAACAUUCCAGGCAAAUCAAUAACAUCUCCAUGGAGAGAAGCAGGUGGCUGACUCUCCACUAUAAAAGUUACAUAGUGCAUCUUUAAACACAUUUACUUUUCAUUUUAGUUGAAGACAUAUUUGGCUUAUAUUUAAGUCUUGUUAGUCCAUAAUUUUGACCAUAUUUUUCCUUGUAAACGAAAGUAUUGUCUUAUAUAAAUGACAGGGCUAUUCGGGUUAAUCUUGUGGUUUUCGAAUGAGUUGGACGUGAUUAUAUUAUUGAUACUUUGCAGCCGACGUCAUCAACAUUCUCUGGGGGUGUGAUGCUAACUAGAUGCACUGCUCUGUCUUGAGCUCCAUUAGACUUUAAUCUGAUUUUUAUUUUAGCACAAUCACACAUUUAUCUGGAACUACAACAGGUGAGAUGAUUUGUGCUGUUUUAACAAGUCCCUCUCGUAUAACAAAUAACAGUGCAGUCACAAGCUAGCUAGCAUUAGCCAACAGUUUUUCAGUUAGUCACACUCACUGUUUUUGAAAAUUAAACACCUAAACAGGACCAUGAACGCUCGUAUUGAUCAAACUUCUCAAAAUAUGCAUCUAUUAUUUUUUGAGUUUUCAGCGUGUGCAUUGUCUCCAUGGUAAAUCCUGAACACUUCACGCUGGGGGUGUUCUACAUGUAUCUCUAUGGUGAAGUAUCAAUUCACUGACAUGUCCUCUCUUUGUACCACAACUUUUAAAGCCAAUUUAAAAAUACUUUCUGUCCAAUAUUCCAACAUAAUGAUAUGAAAAUGUACUGUUCUGUGUUCAGCUUUGGAGAAUAUCACUUUUUUUUUUUUUGAAUAACCUUUUCCCUCGACUAAUCAUAGGACUGGGUUUUAUUUACAUUUGAGUGAUUUGAGGUUUUAAAUGGGAAGGAAAAUAUAAGGUUCCUCUAUAGGAUUUCCAUGGACUUGUCAAAUCCUAGUCCAUUGUGUAACUGUUUCCAAAGCUUGUUCCUUUUACAUAUCUGGGGUUAUUUUUGUCAAGUAGGAUUGGGCAAUAUGAGGAAACAAUUAGGGAUACACCGAUACGAUACUGGCAACAGCGCUAAUCCAGGACAUUUAGUUGGAUCGGGUAUCGGUCCUAUGAUAUCGGUUCAUCCAAUAUCCUGGUUGAGCCUUUAAUUGGAUGUAAUAAGACUUUCUUGGCUGAUGUAGGUCUAGGAUUUCUCAUAAUAUUUUAACUUUCAUUCAUAGAAAGUGGAUCCGUUUGGGCUAUUUCCCCAAAAAACAUGACAAUUCUCAGAUCUUACACUGGUAUUAAUAUCGAGUAGUGGCAGAUACUUAAAGACAAAGUAUCGAUAUCAGGCUGGAUUGGUGCAGCCCUAAAAGCAAUUAUAUAUUAUCACAAUUUCAUAAGAGUAAAUCAGAGUUUCCAAACCACGGAAUGCAAUAAUACGCAAGCCAUUUAAAGGUAGUAGGUGAAAUUGAACAGUAUUUGAAUUAAAAUGUAAAUAUGUGUUUUGGAGGAUCAAUAUAAUUUAAACAAGCAAAUGUAUUGGCAAUAAUUGACAACAUACUGCUAUAAUAAACACACUAAUUUGCUGAGUAAUCAAGUUAGGGGGCACUAGGACCGUGAGACAAACAUUAAAGGGCACUCAGAGCAUAAACAUUGGACAAGAUUAUGAUUUUGAUUUGAUCCGACCAUGUCCAGUCAGUAUCUUUAUUAAAGUCUUUAAAAAGUGACUAAACUAAAGCCAUCUACUCCCUCUAAAGCUUCACACUUCACUGUGAUUGGUUCGAUCCACCUGUCAAUCACUCAGCAUAAGACAGAGGGUGACCAAUAAGACGAGAGGGCGGGGAAAAGCACUGGGUCGCAAAAAUAUUGAUAAUCACAAGAAAAUAUAAGUAAAAUGGACAAAAAGGUAGAACUUAUUGAGUAGGUUCUACGUUAGACUUGGGUUUGUCUUGGUUUAGUCUCUGUUAAAGUUUCAUUUUGACACAGUUUGACUAAUUUACCUGAAGUUAUUGUACUAAAAAGUGUAUUAAAUAAAACAUUGCAUUAAUACCGUCAUCACUAUACAAACCCGAUUAGUGAAUAUAACAUCUUUUUUCUUAAAUCACACAGGUGUAAACUGAAUCACAAUAAUUAAAAUAGUUUAUCUCCGUAUCGCCCAACCCUGCUGUCAAAACAUCUCUCACUUCUGACCAGAGUCGAUGUUUUAAACUGUUGCUUCUUAUGAUUUAGGGACUGUACAAAGGUUAUUGCACUGCCAGUGUAGAGAUAGUUGCUUCUUUAUCUAAACAGCUGGUCUGUUCAUAUCAAUAGAAAUAGAUACGCCAGAUAUUUAACUAGAAACUGAAAAAACACCACCAUAGAGCAGCUCGUGCUAACUAGCCUUUAGCUUUUAGUCAUUCCUAACCUCGGGAGUAAUCUCAGCUAUUGAAAAGCCUUAAAAGUUGACAGAUUUUGUUGGGAAAAAGUGGAUUUUUAAAGGCGCUGUACCUGAUUUGUCAUCUUUAAAAUUGCGAAAAACUAGUUAAAUUUAAACGGUUUGAAGUGAUCCAAAGUUAUUCCUCACUUACCUUAUGAAUAUUUAGGAUACUUGGAAAACAUAAUUAUUUUCCGUCACGGUAAAACUAAGAGCAGCCGGCAUGCUAACGUGCUCUUCCUGUAGCUCGGACAAUAAUACACUUUUCAAUUUCAUGCAGAUUUACUUUGAAAUCAAGAGCUGCUUAUACAAUAUAUCUGUAAAGAGGCUCGUUUUGCUCAAAUACAUGUGAAAAAUCAAGUACAGAGCCUUUAAGUAGAUGUAAUGUUUUUCUGUCACUUACAAAAUAUAAAAUUUAAAAUGUUUUAUUUCAGUUUUUGCCCAUAAAGUUACAUUGGCCCUGCCUGUCGUCAAAUUGUAGAAUGUGUUUAAAGUGCAUUUGACAGUUUUUUUGAAUUAUUACUUUGUUAAAAUGGUUCCUGUGGUAAAUAUUUCUCUGUUUUACACCGGUGAAGUGGCAGUUUGUGAAUAAAAGUUUAGAAAAAUUACAGGAAGUAGUGCUAAGUUUUAAAAUGGAACCUCCCUUAUGACAAUACACAAAAUCUCCAAAAUGCAUGGACAGUUUAUGUACAAGGAAGGCGUUUUUUUGACGGUUUAAACCUUUAUUUAAAACUAUUGUUCCUACUAUUAAUUCGACAGGAUUUGGCGCUUGUUAACAUUAUAGUUGCUAGGUAAAUUAUGGAAUUACCCCUCCGUAUGUCAUAUCUGCUGCCGUGUCCAACCAGGAAGUAAAAUGAUAAACUUCACCAAAAUUUUUAAAAAGAUCAUACAGUUUUUUUUUCCUAAAUCUGAAAUAUAAUUAUCUUAACAGUGUUUUACGAGUAGCCCAAACCUGUCAUCUGCACUUUAAACAUUUUGAAAACCAUUAUAAAAUCCAAAUGAGUUGUGAAUGAGUGGUGAGUUUAUUACAAAGAUGAGCUAAAGUGGCGUGUACCAUUUUGUUGUAAGCCAUAGUAGAGGUAGCGCUCCUCACCUUAGACUAACUGUGCACAAAUCUGUGUCUCUGUUCUGCAUGCUCCCGUGUCUGUCAACCGGUAAAUAAACUUCAUUAUAUUUAGGGCUGGGUACUGUUAAAACAUGCAAAAGAAAAGGCUCGGUCGCUAUUUCGAUACUAGACUAAUACCGGCAAUGCAUUUUAAGACGAUGUAAUGUCAUUAUUACAAAACAAGAGCUUUUUCUCAGCGUGUGGUCUUAAGUUAUAGAUUUUUUUUUAGGUUUUUUAGUUAGUAUCAAGUUCAA